AUGCACCGACAAAUACCGUGGGCGGCCGUGGCCUGGCGGAAAGGUGCAAUGCACAGAGACUGUGCUGCUUCUGGAGAGCCCAUGGGUGCUGGCCCAUCAUCUCUCUGUGCGAGCAGCUGUCGAAUUACUCUGGUGGAGUUGCUUUUAUGCUCUCUGAUGAUCCUGCUGGUUUCUGGACUGGAACCGGCACUGGGUCAGAAGGUCUUCACCAACACAUGGGCAGUCCACAUACCUGGAGGUCGGGAAGAAGCAGAAAAAAUAGCUAAUAAACAUGGCUUCAUCAACUAUGGACAUGUUUUCGGUGACUUUUAUCACUUCAAGCAUCGUACGGUGGCGAAGCGAUCACUGUCUGAUCAUAGGAACACACAUGUCCGUCUACUUAGAGAUCCCAAGGUGACAUGGGCGGAGCAACAGGUGGUCAAACGUAGGAAAAAAAGGGACAUCUUUGAGCAACUUCAUGAUCCACUUUUGAAGGAGCAGUGGUACUUGUACAAUGACAACCACCGUGACUUGAAUGCCAGAGCCGCAUGGAAUUUGGGCUACACAGGUAAAGGAGUCGUGGUGUCCAUCCUUGAUGAUGGAAUAGAGAAGACCCAUCCUGACCUGAGUCAGAACUAUGACCCAGAUGCCAGCUAUGAUGUUAACGAUGGGGACCCAGACCCUCAACCAAGAUAUACACAGCUGAAUGACAACAGGCAUGGAACACGCUGUGCUGGUGAAGUGGCAGCGGUAGCCAAUAAUGGAGUCUGUGGAGUCGGUGUGGCUUACAAUGCCAGGAUUGGAGGUGUGCGCAUGCUGGAUGGUGAGGUGACAGACAUGGUAGAGGCCCAGUCUCUCAGCCUGAACCCCCAACACAUUGACAUCUACAGUGCUAGCUGGGGUCCAGAGGACGAUGGCAAAACUGUGGAUGGACCUGCCAAACUGGCCAAAGAGGCCUUUCUGCGUGGAGUUACUGAGGGUCGUGGAGGUCUGGGAUCCAUCUUUGUGUGGGCAUCUGGCAACGGAGGCAGGGAUAAGGACAGUUGUAACUGUGACGGCUACACCAACAGCAUCUACACCCUAUCCAUCAGCAGCUCCACCCAAAAUGGCAAUGUCCCUUGGUACAGCGAGGCAUGCUCCUCAACCCUCGCAACCACCUACAGUUCGGGUGGGCUCACCGAGAAACAGAUCAUCACAACAGACUUGAAGGCCAAAUGCACAGACUCCCACACAGGAACCUCUGCCUCAGCCCCACUGGCUGCUGGGAUCAUCGCUCUAGCGCUUGAGGCAAAUAAAAAUUUGACCUGGAGGGACAUGCAGCACCUGGUUGUGCAAACUUCUCACCCUGGCCACCUGAUCACCAAUGACUGGAAUAUCAACGGGGUCGGACGCAAAGUCAGCCAUUCAUAUGGAUAUGGCCUACUUGAUGCAAGUGAAAUCGUAGCCUUGGCAAAGACAUGGACGAACGUGGGGCCACAACGCAAAUGUGUGAUCACCAUGGUCAACGAGCCAAAAAACAUCGGGGGACACUUGUCAGUUAACAAGAGCGUGGAUGCCUGCUUUAAUAGCCUCAAUCACGUGACCUUGCUGGAACACGUCCAAGCUCGGCUCACCCUGUCGUACAACCGGAGGGGGAACCUGGCCAUCCACCUCAUUAGUCCUGCCGGCACGCGUUCCACACUGCUACAUCCCAGGCCUCAUGACUACUCAUCAGAGGGUUUUAAAGACUGGGCUUUCAUGACCACCCACUCCUGGGAUGAGAACCCCUCCGGGUCGUGGACGCUCGAGAUUGAGAAUGUAGCGGGGGCCAGUGACUAUGGCACUCUAACCCAGUUCAUCCUGGUGCUGUAUGGCACGGGCCCCCUUGAUGAUUCUCAGCCUGGAAAUGGCAACUGCAAGACGUUGGACCUCAAACAGACAUGCCUUGAGUGCGAUACAGGCUUCUACCUCUACAUGCAAGGCUGUGUUACAGAAUGUCCAAGAGGCUUUGCUGUGGGUUCUAUACCAGUCAACUACACCGUGGGCAACAACAUUUCGCCGGCCUCCGUCCCGGCCUGCCUGCCGUGCCCGCAACCCUGCCUAACGUGCAGUGCACUCAGUCUCGACGCCUGCCUAUCCUGCACUCCUCACAGAUCGCUCAACACAAUCACUGGCACGUGCGAUCGCAUCGCCCAGUACUCGCGCGAGUCCCCCGGCAGCUUCAUGGUGGACCAGGGGAACACUGGGGUGCAGCCCCAGCCCACCUCCCAGUUGCCCGUGACAGUGGCCAUUCUCAGCUGCAUGGCCAUCGUUGCAGUCUUCGCCGGUGUCUUCCUCCUGCUGCAGUUACGCUCAGGCGCCCUCAUCAAGUUCCAGUCCAUGGAAUCUGGCACCGGUGGCUUCAGCCUGGGCAGGAACAGGGUGGUGUCGUAUCACGGCAUUCCGACGGUGUGGGGGGACGACACCGUCAAUACAGAUUCCGAAAACGAAGAGUUUGACGUCCAAAAUGAGAGAACUGCCUUCAUUAAAACACAAAGUGCUCUUUAA
Messenger RNA from Nerophis lumbriciformis (worm pipefish), 2505 nucleotides. Lineage: Eukaryota; Metazoa; Chordata; Actinopteri; Syngnathiformes; Syngnathidae. The record is from RefSeq and is a predicted model, not a curated record.